Molecule: messenger RNA, 768 nt
Organism: Lactuca virosa
Lineage: Eukaryota; Viridiplantae; Streptophyta; Magnoliopsida; Asterales; Asteraceae
Source: the annotation of a GenBank genome assembly
AUGGGAGGUUCUUUAAACGAAGAUUAUGAUUUCAUAACAAGAAAGCACUCUUUAGAAAACACGUUGAAGUUGGUAACCCAAAAAGGUGAACUAAUGGGAUCUAGAAUUAACGAGUUAUUUGAGAAAACGGUGGUGCUGUGUUUAAGUGUGGAUGGUAUGAAUGAUCUUGAAGAUGUUGAGGCGAAGUCUUCACUGCAUCCUCAGUCCUCUUCGUUCUGCAAUUUAAAAAUCCUUGUUGUUUCAGAGUGUGCAGAGUGUAAGCAGCUGGUCAUGGAUUCUGAAUCAACCAUGACUAACGAUUCUGGCUCAUCAGGAAUGACUAAUUCUCAAUCUCUUCCCGUUUUCUACAACCCUAAUGCCAUCAUGGCUCACACUCAUCUUACCAAAGAGAAUUAUGUAAACUGGAGUACCCUGUUAAAAACACUUCUACGAGCCCACCAACUAUUAUUUGUUAUUGACCCAAACCCACCCCCAAAAACCCUUGCUGAUGGUAAAGAGAACCCAGAUCACCACAAAUGGAAGAAUGCAACCGACCUGAUCUGCUGCUGGAUAAAAGGCACUGUUACCCCUGCCAUCCAACCUUACCUAAACUCGUGUGACACUGCACCUGCAACGUGGAGUGUUCUAGCAAAGCGUUUUGGCUCCAUAUCGGCUAUCCAAAUUGAAAACUUACAGGACCGUCUUCACAACCUGAAGAAACCAACUGACCUCUCGGUUUCAGAUUAUCUUCUCCAACCCAAAACUAUAUCAGAUUCCCUCACUGCUUAA